Messenger RNA from Aedes albopictus (Asian tiger mosquito), 1908 nucleotides. RefSeq lists its product as uncharacterized. Lineage: Eukaryota; Metazoa; Arthropoda; Insecta; Diptera; Culicidae. Bases 108 to 1802 code for a protein of 564 amino acids. The record is from RefSeq and is a predicted model, not a curated record. The transcript has 2 exons.
UUACCGAAGAGGGACAAGACCAGAUCAUCGAGGAAACGCACGACCGCGCCCACCGCGGAAUCGAAGAUAAUUACAAGGUGAUCUCUGGAAAAUACUUCUUCCCAAGGAUGCGGAACAAGCUAAUAUGUGCUUCGAUCAUUAUAUACAGUAUAAUUCCAUACACAUUGGCAGACUCAUUUUUGAAUGUUAUAAACAUAGGAAAUAACCCAAUUGUCGAAAUCAAAAUAACCAAUUGUAAGAUACAAACCGGAAACAUAAAAAUCAUACACCCAGUGAAGCUAGAUAGAAUUGAGGAGAGCAUGGAAAUUAUAACGAAUUCAUUCUAUAACAAACUAACAAAUACUAACAACCCCUUACACGAAGUGAUCAAGUUCAGGAUUAAGAAGCUAUAUGCAACUCUCUAUGGAUUGAAGCCACAGCAGGCACGUCGCCACCGACGAUGGGAUUCACUAGGCACCGCGUGGAAAUGGAUAGCUGGAUCACCGGAUGCGCAGGACUUACACAUCAUCAACUCUACCAUGAACGAGCUUAUUAACCAAAACAACCACCAAUACAAGAUAAACGACAACAUCAACAACAGGAUUACGCAGCUCACGAUAACCGUUAACCAAAUAGCUAACUCCCUCAACAGUAAAAACAAGGCAAACCUGGAUGCCUUAGAUGCAGUCACAACAAUGUUAAACGUCGACGUCAUCAACGAGCUAUUGGACAACAUUCAAGAAGCCAUCACCCUCUCAAAGAUCUCCAUCAGUAACAACAAAAUUCUAUCUACGCGGGAAAUUAACAUCAUCAAAUCAACCCUUCAAGACCAAGGAGUACUCAUCCACUUCCCAGACGAAGCACUUCAAUUCGUUACCCCGAAGGUUGCUGUUAGAAACGGUGAUUUACUGUACAUCCUUAACGUUCCACAGCUGGAAUCUACAACAUCGACAAUCACAAGGAUCUACCCACUCAUCGUGGAUAAUCAAAUAAUCAGAUCAUACCCAAGCCACAUCAUACGGCAUGGUAACAAAUUAUUCACGACCAGAAACCCAGAAGAUUUCGUCCAAAAAUCAACAUUCAUCACAGAGUUUGAGGACGACUGUAUCCAAGCCAUCAUAUUUGGAAAACAGUCACGAUGCAGUUCUAUUUUCCAAAACGAAACCACCCAACAACUGGUAAACGAGAACACCCUAUUAAUCUCGAAUGCCGUCAACCACACCUUGGAAACAAAUUGCGGACCAGAUACCAGAAGAAUCACCGGAAAUUUCAUCAUCAAAUUCAACAACUGCACCGUCAACUUCAACGGCCAAUCAUUCCGAAGUUCGGAAACGUUCAUCGACACCGAAGUAAUCAACAAUGCAUUUCACAACAGUUUAAUGGAAUGGAGUCUUCAUAAACCACACGACAUAGCAGAGAUCAGCAAUACUGCAGUUAGUAACCGGCAAAAAUUGGACCACGUAUAUCUGCAACAAGACAGUCUACAUUUCAAACUUUGGACAACGUUCGGAGGAAUUUCGAUAUCAACCAUACUUGGAUUUUGCGGUAUUUGCAUCAUCAUCAAAGUCAUCGUGAAAAACAUAACCAACGGACCGGGACGUUCCGUACUUGAGGAGGGUUCAGUUAUAGUUGCUUCCCACCAACCAAACAAACCGAACAUCGUAAACGACCAGAAUAGUCAACACCAUCAAGUAAGGAAUCUGCAACGUCAGCAGGUGGAGCUAGAGAAGGAGCUGCAACGACUCCGCGCGCAUUUCUACGAAGAACAGUCUACAGCACCGCAACCGGACACCACCACGAGGCACCACAACGCGAUCCAAUAGAGUGUGCAUACUCAGCAAGUAGCUGGACAGGGCUCAUAGGUAGUCAGGGACUCAGGAUAGGUAUAAUAAAUCAGUCUAGAGUCAGAGCUCUAAGUGUGAAGUUCAA